Molecule: messenger RNA, 486 nt
Organism: Diutina rugosa
Lineage: Eukaryota; Fungi; Ascomycota; Pichiomycetes; Serinales; Debaryomycetaceae
Gene: RPL18
Product: 60S ribosomal protein eL18
Exons: 1
Coding region: 1-486 (161 amino acids)
Biological process (GO): translation
Cellular component (GO): ribosome; cytosolic large ribosomal subunit
Molecular function (GO): RNA binding; structural constituent of ribosome
Source: RefSeq, a predicted model, not a curated record
AUGGAGCAGAAAACGAGCUUUGUUACUAACAUAAUAGGAAGAACUGACGCUCCCUUCAACAAGGUGAUUCUCAGAGCUUUGUUCUUGUCGAAGAUCAACAGACCCCCCGUGUCGCUCUCGAGAAUUGACACCGUUCUCAAGCAAAAGGGUGCUUCGCAAAAGACCAUCGUUGUUGUUGGUACCGUUACCGACGACAACAGAUUGUUGGAAGCCCCCAAGGCCACCGUUGCCGCCCUUAGAUUCACCGCCGGUGCCAAGGCUAGAAUCGUCAAGGCUGGUGGUGAAGCCAUCACUUUGGACCAAUUGGCCCUCAGAGCCCCCAAGGGUCAAAACACCGUGAUUGUCAGAGGCCCCAGAUCGCACAGAGAAGCCGUCAGACACUUCGGUUUCGGUCCCCACAAGAACAAGGCUCCCAGAAUCAUGUCCAAGGGCAGAAAGUUCGAAAGAGCCAGAGGUAGACGGAGAUCGAGAGGUUUCAAGGUUUAA